AUGUGGCUCUGGAAUGCUUGCUGGGCAUCCAGGCUGCUGCUGCUGUCCGCGGCCAGUGGUCUGGCGUCUGGCCUGUCACAGUUCCAGCGCCUCGAGUUGAACAAAAACCCCUGCCCGGGCGCCUGUGACCCCAGCGGGAAUAAUACAAAGUGGUUCACGUACCACAGCGUGGACGAGUUUGCCGCAUGCAACGAGCCAAUCUUGCUCAACCUUAACGUCUACACGCCCGUCGACGACGAUUCAACACACACCACAAUCCGCGCCUGUACCAUUGGCAACGCGCAUAGCAAGGUUAACUUUCUUGCGGUUUCCGGCUACGUAGCCCCUGAUGCCUUGGGCGCAACAAACUUUGGCCCGUCGUCUCUUCAGCGGCGGGAUGGCUCUGGCUCUACUGCAAGUGUCGCAUAUGGCGGAAGGCCGGCCGCUAAGUCCAAUGCUACGGCCUACCUGACACAGUGGGAGACCAGCGAUCGCCUCGGCAGCAAGGCAACCGAAGACGUGAUUCUGGCCGCAAAGGCUCUCCAACGGACUCUUAAGCAGGAGACCGCGAUCCACGGAAAGAAGAAGAUUAUCUUCGCCUAUCUCCACGGCACGCUCAUCGGUCUCUAUUCCGGGUCACAGGUCAAUUUGAUGCAGACCUCUGCGUCCAUGCUGGACCAGUUGAUCACGGCUCUUGAGGGCCAAGACUCGGACUCGGCCCCCUCGAGAAAGACCCUCGAGAUCUGCGGGGGGCACUGUACGGCAAGCCACAUCUUUGGCGUCGUUGGGGACGCAGGUGGUGAUUUUCGCGCCGUCCAGAGCAUUGUAAAGUCAUGGAACGACGGCGAGCUUCUGUCCGCCAAGUCCGUGGUGGAAACUGAGUCCGUUCCAAAGUCUUCCCUCUGGACGUUCGCCAGCAACAAUGCCACACAGCAUCGACGACGCAGUCAUGUGCGCCAUCUAAAUCCAAGAGCCGAGUGUCGCAGCAUCAGAGUCGACGGCAAAGACACGUGUCCCUCGCUGGCAACUCGAUGCGGCAUUGGAGGCACGGCGUUCGAGAACUUCAACAAGGGCACGCCAAACUUUUGCUCCACACUCCAGCCCGGCCAGCCUGUAUGCUGCUCGUCCGGUACGCUGCCAGAUGUCACGCCAGACCCAAACCCAGAUGGGUCCUGUACGUACCACGAGGUCCAAGACGGCGAAUACUGCAAUACGAUUGCCGCAACCUACGGGUUGACGACUGAUGAUCUGUAUGACUUUAACAAGAAGACGUGGGCCUGGGACGGCUGCGACAACCUCCCGUUGGGUCUGCGGAUCUGUGUCAGUGAAGGGUUCCCUCCCCUACCCGCAUCCGUGUGGAACGCUGAGUGCGGCCCAACGGUGCCGGACACGAAGCCUCCAAAGGAGGGCGAGGAGCUCGCCGAGAUGAACCCCUGCCCGCUGGAUGUCUGCUGUAACAUAUGGGGCAUGUGCGGCACCACGGUCGACUUUUGCAUACCGUCCAACUCCACGACUGGAAACCCCGGCACAUCGGCGCCCAAGGAAAACGGAUGCAUCGCCAACUGCGGAAUGAAGAUGGUGAACGAUGACAAACCGCCCGAGGUAUAUAAGAAGAUUGGCUAUUUCGAGGGCUGGAACUACAACCGCCCGUGUCUCACAAUGCACGUCGACGAUAUCGACGACGGCUACACACACGUUCACUUUGCAUUUGGCGAGUUCUCCUCCGGCAUGGAGGUGAUCAUCAAAGUUGAUGUUCAAGAGCAGUGGAAGGCCUUUAAAAAAGCCGACAGGAAAUACAAGAAGAUUCUGUCCUUUGGCGGGUGGGAAUUCUCCAAUGCUCCCGCCACGUCGGGUCUCUUCCGCCUGGCGGUAUCGCCAGAACAUAGGGAUACGUUUGCUGAGAAUGUCGUCAAGUUUGCUACCGACAAUGGCCUGGAUGGCCUUGACUUUGACUGGGAAUAUCCUGGCGCCACUGACAUUGAGGGGUCGGAUCCUGGAAAUGAGGAGGAUGGCGAGAAUUACCUCGAGUUCCUGAAGCUCGUACGUGAGAAGCUGCCCAAAGGCAAGUCACUUUCGAUUGCCACUGCAGCCUCCUUCUGGUAUCUCAAGGGCUUUCCUGUCAAGGAAAUGGCGCCGGUCCUGGACUACUUUAUCCAUAUGACGUAUGACUUUCAUGGUCAAUGGGAUGUGGGCAGGGAAUGGUCCAUGGAGGGAUGCCCAGCAGGGAACUGUCUACGGUCCCAUCUCAACUCAACGCAGACGCACGAUUCCCUAGUCAUGAUGACAAAGGCCGGCGUCCCAUCGCACAAGAUUGUCGUAGGCGUGACCAGCUACGGGAGAUCGUUCAAGAUGUCUGAUCCGACUUGCCGCGGCCCAAUGUGCACGUUUGUCGGCGAGAGAAAUGAUUCGCCUGCAAAGCCGGGCAGAUGCACGGGAACUGGCGGCUACAUCUCCAACUUCGAGAUUCUUGAAAUUAUCGAUAAAGGUGGUGCCAUCAAAAGCUGGUAUGACGAGGCAACUGAUUCGGACUAUCUGGUCUUUAAUUCCGUCGAGUGGGUGGCGUAUAUGACCGACAAGACCAAAGACCGCCGUCGCGGCCAGUACCAGGGCCUCAACUGUGGCGGUACAACUGACUGGGCUAUUGAUCUCCAGGGAGAAGGAAGACGUGCCAACACAGGCGAGCCUGUCUAUUUGGACCCCAUCGUAUACAAGGAGCCCGAUGCCUGGUGCGAAGCACCAUGUGUGCUGGUCUUCCCACCUAGCCAGCUUCACUCGCCAACGACCAUCGACCCGGGAGAGUACGUCACUUCGCUUCUCUACGGCACCACAACCGAAACUACCAAGAACCGCGAAACGGUCACCGCGUUCGUGACGCAGACGACGACAAUCACCAUUGACCUGCCCGUAAUCACGACCGACGAGUUAUCGUACUCCAACGUCAACAUCAGCCGGAAUCAAGACACCAGCUCGCUCUGGGUCGGGGUUAGCGUUCCUAUCGCACCCGUCACCGUGAGCCUGGACGACGGUGGGGGCGGCACAACCACACGUGUUCUUACCCUUCCUGCGUGGCCGGCUGUAACCAAAGGCCCACGGCCUGGUGGUGACGAUGAUGACAAUGACGAUGGCUCUGGAGAUGACGAGAACUGGGAAUUACCAAAUCCAAUUGAGACAACGGCCAAACCCGAGCCAGGGCCCACCGAGCCAACCCGGACGACCUUGCCUACUUGGCGAACAUAUCCACCUUACAUUGUCGAGCCUGUCAACGAGGAGGAUGACGGUGACGAUGACGACGACGACGACGGCGUUGUGAUUAUCACGAGCUGCAACCUAUGGUUUUUCAAUAUAUGUAUUGGAGGCAAAUUCAAGUCGAUUAAAUGGACUCUCCCUCCAGGCAUUUAUCCACCUGGUCCGCCGCCUCCAGAUAUCAUAGGUCCCCCUCCAAGCCCCAAAUUCACUAUCAACCCGCCGCUUCCCCCUUGGCCAAAAAUCACCGUCGGCCAUGACAAAAAGCUCACAUACAGCGACGAGCCGUCCUGUAAGACCGAGUCGGCAGAGCUCUGCUCCACGACGGUCACAAAGUCGGAGACUCUGGUCGGGACAAUCACGUCCACGGUCACUGCAACUGCGUCCGCCUGCGAGGCAAUCUACGGCUGCUCCUUGACAGACUGGUCCUCGACCACGACGACCACUCCAUCAGGUUGCGCCCAGCCCACGGCGACCGGCGGCGCAUAUGAGCCGCCAGAAAUCGGGUGUCCGGCUCCCGCCAUCGUCUACCCCAGGGACCCUGAGAACGUGGGCUCGAUCCCGAGCCUGCUUCAGGGGUAUGACGACUACGUGGAGCCCGACGUCUCGUACGCAUACUACUACGAGGAGAGAAACUACAGACUCGGAUUCCCCUUUACUCGGCAGGGAGAACUGAAAGACCGGGCCCUCCCCUCCCAUCCUGAGGCUCCAGUUAGCGCGGGUAGACCGGACGAGCUGCUAGAGGAUUUUGACCCCGAACUGGAUACCGACCCCAGCCCACUUAAUGACACGCUCCGGGUCGAGUUGCGGCGCGACAAGAGGCAGACAGGAUUCCAUGUGACUCGAAACACGCCCUAUUGGUCGCCUUCGCAAGUGUCCUUGCCAAGGGACAAGAAAUGGCGCUCGCAGGACAGCGGGAGCUACGACUACAACAGCGCCGGGUGGACAUAUAACUACGACUCGGCCACCGCGGUGGAUACAUAUGUGUACAUGGUUCACGAAGGUGGCAUUUGGCCGGAUCACAGUGAGUUCAGCCAAAGGAGCAUCGAGUACCUUGAAUCGGACCUCCUCAUCGGGCCCGAAAACCAGGAGGGGAUUGAUGCCAUUGAACAUGGGUCUGGAGUUGCUGCCCAUGUUAUUGGCAAUCAGCUUGGCAUUUGUCCAACGUGCACCUUGGUCGUGGCCACGCCCCGGUAUCCGAGUAAAGAAGUAGAGAACUGGUUUGAGUUUCCCAUUGAAGAGAUCAUUUUGCAACUCAUGAACGUACUGGAGGAUAUCAAGAGGAAGAACAGACAGGGCAAGGCGACCAUCAACAUGAGCUUUGGCUAUAAAAGCGCUGCCGUGCCACCUAUAUUUAUCGACAUGCUCCGGCGAAUACUACAAAUGCUUGAUGCGGAAGACGUCGUACUGGUCGCGGCGGCUGGCAACGACGGGGACAAUGACGGGAUCCCCAUUCAAUUAUAUCCUGCCAAAUUCGGGGACAGUCUUCCCAAUAUGAUCGUGGUUGCUGCGUCAAACUGGUGGGCCACGAGGGCCUCCUUCUCCAAUUACUCCCCUUUUGUCGCGACGUUUGCUCCCGGGGACAACGUCCACUGCCCAGGCGCUGGCAACACCAUGAAGACCUGCAGUGGCACUUCCUUUGCCGCCCCACAGGUCGCUGCGCUGGCCAAUUACUUCCGCGCAGUGCCGUCCCGCUGGCAGUCUCAGCUGAACAAGCCAGCUAACGUCAAGAAGCUCAUCCAGCUCUUUGCGCGCCGCUUCGCCGUUGACGGCCAGAGCGUCGACCCCGCAGAGAGGCGGCCGAUUAUUUGGAACGGCCAGGUCGGCGAGCACAGCUGCCUGCGCGACCCCGGGUCCUCGGAAGACUGGGCGCAGGCCUGCCCGGCCAUCCAAGACAACCUCAAAGACGAGCCAGUGAACCCGGGGCAGCCCGUGGAGCCUUGCGGCGCCGGCCAGAACGGCAACCCGGCAAGACGGCGGCGGCAGGACGGCGGCGGCGGUAGCUGCCCCCAUAUCCCCGGUGACAACGGCCCCGGCAAGAACAUCGACUGGGAAGAGGGCCCGUCGGCGCCCGAGUGCGGUAGCGACGAUAACUGCGGCGGAGAGCUUUGCAAGGGGUACUAUUGCGAUCCGGAUCCGGAGAUCAGCCAUCCGCCGGACUACUACGACCCCAAGGACCCCCAGAACCCUCAUGGCCAGCCCCCGCGGCCGCCCCAGGAACCAACUUCGACAACGACCGGCACACCACCAACGAAUACACCAGAGCCCCCCGUCGAAACAAUGUCAAUGUGUGUUGGUUCCUCAGUAACCCCUACGGGGGAAUUUCCCAUCUACGCCUACAGCGCUUAUUCGCCUGGUCUCCACUGCGACGGCGUCUUCAUCGUAGACGGCAAGAUCGGCUCAUCCCCAGAAAUCUGCGACGCGUCCAACGACAACUUCUCCUUCGAUAUCUGCCGCACCGAAUUUACCUUCGUAAAUGAAGGCCCUGAAUUUUUCUCCAAAUGCGGCUUCCAAAUCAUGAUUGAGGGCAAGAAGUAUACGCCUCGCCAGCUGGACCCCACGGAUGAGGAUAACCCUUGCUCGGGCAGCUGUGACCUGGCGUCGAUUUCGGGGCUUUUGUUGUAUGAGAGUUUACCUGCACCUGCUUGUGAUUGA
This is a messenger RNA of Penicillium samsonianum, 5877 nucleotides long. RefSeq names its product Killer toxin subunits alpha/beta 6. The record is from RefSeq and is a predicted model, not a curated record. Bases 1 to 5877 code for a protein of 1958 amino acids. The transcript is spliced from 13 exons. Gene Ontology annotation, biological process: proteolysis; carbohydrate metabolic process. Gene Ontology annotation, molecular function: chitin binding; hydrolase activity, hydrolyzing O-glycosyl compounds; serine-type endopeptidase activity. NCBI's taxonomy places the organism in Eukaryota, Fungi, Ascomycota, Eurotiomycetes, Eurotiales, Aspergillaceae.